Sabethes cyaneus is the source of this 2155-nucleotide messenger RNA. RefSeq names its product lysosomal acid phosphatase. Gene Ontology annotation, molecular function: phosphatase activity. Gene Ontology annotation, biological process: dephosphorylation. The coding region runs from base 345 to 1523 and encodes 392 amino acids. The transcript has 4 exons. The record is from RefSeq and is a predicted model, not a curated record. NCBI's taxonomy places the organism in Eukaryota, Metazoa, Arthropoda, Insecta, Diptera, Culicidae.
CCGCCGACUGUCCGUCCAUCCAUACGUGAUCGCAUUUUGAUAAGCGAAGCAUCUCUUGCAGCUACUCAAGUUUGUAAUAAUUCUUGUGGUAUCGAGAUAGCGUGUUUGUUUUGGUUUUUACAGCCGGAGGCAUGUAAUCUUCAAUUAUGAUUACAACAAGUGCCACGAUAGUGAAACAAACGAAAAGUACCUUUUAGGAAAGCAGUGGUCAGUGGUGAAAGUGCAAUGAAUUAUGUAAAUUCGCUUUGAAUAUAUCCAUAUUGAGGCAUAAUUGCAAGCGUAAGAAUAGAUCUUUAAAAAGUGCACUAGGUGAGGGCCACGUGUUAGUUUCCUCAGUGUCGAUCAUGACUUGGGAUUGUUGGCAGAAGGGUAAACGUGGUAUGACCGUGUCGGUGUUCUUUCUUGGAUCGAUCUGCCUCUCGGUGAUGCUCGCAUAUUUGGUAUUUGGCGACAGUACUGACGAAGAAGGACUUCGUACUCUUCGUAUGAUCGCGAUCAUGUUUCGUCACGGGGAUCGUUCGCCGACCGAGUUCUAUCCUAAUGAUCCCCAUCGGAACCAUCCGUGGACUGGGGGAUUGGGAGCUUUGUCAGAGAGAGGAUCUCAACAAAUGUAUAAUUUAGGUAAAAAUCUCAGACCGCGCUAUUACCGUCUACUGCCACCAAAUGGCUUGUAUUCAAAAGAUCACAUGUACAUUGUUAGUAGCUAUGCCGAAAGAUGCAUUAUGAGUGCACAGAGCUUUAUGGCUGGAUUCAUACCCCCACUGGAAAACAACAAUCCGCUUCCUAUUCCGUGGCAGCCAGUGGCGAUUAAUACAUUGCCUAGAGAUCGCGAUACGAUACUAGCGCAGAAGAAACCUUGUCCUCGUUAUGAGCAAUCUCUUCAACGUUUGAUGUCUUACCCACCAAAGGACAUACGGGAUUUGAAUGAGAAACAUGCUGCUCUGUACAAGACAUUAAGCUUGUCCACAGGAAAGAAUAUUAGCACAAUUUUGGACGUGGAAUUGCUAUACAACACAUUGGAGAUCGAAAAAAAUGCAGGCCUAGAGUUACCAGAUUGGACAGAAACGAUUUUUCCGGAGAAAAUGCUACCAUUAGCAGAACGUAGUUUGGCCCUGUUUACCGAGACGCCUUUGAUGAAGAAAAUCAAAGGCGGAGCGAUCGUGAGCGAACUACUGGACAACAUGCUGCGCAAACGGGCUGGCAUCCUGAUGCCGGAACGAUCGAUGUUCAUCUACUCUGGACAUGACGUAACACUCGUUAAUCUAAUGCGGGCGUUGGGCGUAAUUGAUCAGACCACCGGUAAGCCGGAUUUUGCCGCUACGAUAGUGUUUGAGCUGCACCACAGUAUCACGUUCGAUGACGAUUUCGAGGUAAAGGUGGUAUUCUAUUUCAACAGUGACGAUAAGUAUCCGAAGGAGUUGAGCAUUCCCAACUGUGGCAAUCCGUGUUCGUUGACGAAGUUCAGUCAGUUGAUGGAAACGAUCCAUAUCAAAAGCUACGAUGAGCUGUGUCAGUUAGUUUAGGUUCUUGAGAUUUUUAGUCGAAUUGUAAUUUUUCUUGUUCAGAAUCAUGUUGUGUGUUUUGUUAUGCACUGAAUCGAAUCUGAACAGAAUUGUUAUUUGUUUUUUUUUUAGAAAAUCGGAGUUAAUGUUCAGCGAAUAUUAUAUUGGAAUCUAAUGUAAUUGAUAAAUUCUUGAUUUUUACAGUUUUCGCAUAGUUAUUUCAGAAUUUUUUAAAACUUUUCCCUACAAGCUUCGUUUAUGGUUUGGUUUGGUUUGUGCACCCACCUUUUGAUACUUUUGGUACCUACGUUUUGGAUUUUAAUACUGUAUACUGUAAGCAGUCUAAGUAUUGGUACUGAGGAAGAUCUCGCGUGGGGAUUGAAAUACGUAUUUAUCCAGAUCUACAUUAGAUAAUCAGAUGAGGUAGUAGAAUUAAACGGUAACAAUAACAUUGUGAACUACUUAAUUGAAUUGUUGUUUUUGUGUUCAAAUCGAAUGUACGUUUUUCGCUACUUCAACUCGUAUGUAGUCAAUACAGCGUGAAGGCGAAAUAGGCGAAUAUUAAAAUCUCUAAAAUAUAUCAGUGGCAAUAAUUAAAUCAAUUUGGGUGUACCAUAAUUUAAAUAAAUCUUCAAUAAACGUACGUUUACAUA